CUCAGUUUUUGUACAGUGCGGCUCCGGGCGUCAGUGUGAACGCGCGCGCCGGUGACAGUUGUUUAAAAAUCGAACUUUUUAAAUGAGACUCGUGGCAGUUAAACCAAAAUGGCGGUGUCACUAAUAAGGUUCGGAUUGAGGUCCGUAACGGCGAAUUUGGAGAGGACUGCGGCUAUUCUAUCCAGUGCUGGUGCCCGCCAACAGAUUAAGUUAAUCCACACCAAACCAGUAUGCCACAACGGCGUCUGCUACCUCCAGGAGCGGUCCAGCGAUGGCGACCUGACAGACGCCUGCAGCGCCCUUCGUCGCAGCUACAGCAAGCACCACGGCAGGCCUGAAGAGGACCGCCGAAAACGGCAGAGCGACAGCGAUAGUUCGUCAGACUCCGACACCGAGUGCAAAGGAUUGGAUAGGUCAGACUUCUGGCGGCGCAAGAUGCGCACCGUCCACAACAUUCUGGACGUAGACAAGGACGGGCUGAUCUCUUUCAACGACUUCGUGCUCUUCGGCGAGCGGUUCAAGGCGUUAGGACAUCUGGACGAGCAGCAGGCUAAGGAAUUCAGUGAUAUUAUUAAGAUGACAUGGGAGGAGCAGUGGGGCGCCAUAGACCCGUAUAACUACGUCACGGUGGAGCAGUACUUGGAGGACAUGCACCACGUGCUGAAUGACAAGACGCUGAAGAAGAAGGCACACAGGUGGCUGCCGUACUUGUUCAAGGCGGUGGACAAGGACAAAUCAGGGUUCAUCUCGGUGAAGGAGUUCAAGCUUUUCUUCGAGUGCCUCGGGCUGGACAAUGAACACGCGGCCGUUGCUUUUGCAGUCAUAGACACUAAUGGGGACGGCAAGCUGUCUCUCAAAGAGUUCGUGAAGCUUGGCAAAGACUUCUUCUUCACGGAGGACGAGACCCGCGUGUCCAAGAUGUUCUGGGGUCCUCUCAACGAGAUUUGAAGUCCUUGAGCCACGCCCCUUGAAGCCAAUUCUGCUGCAAAUUCUUCUUUCUUUUUAAAUUAACCUUUCCAAAAUUUGCUUCGUUAUUAUCAGAUUUCUAGAAGAAAGAAGAAUGACUAAGUGUUGUCUUUUUCGUAUUUUUGCCAUUCUUAUUUACGGGUAAGAAUGACUAAAAUUCGUAUUUGUAUUGACGUGUUUAAAAGGGAUUUGCAAGCAUAAUUUCUGUUAGAGCACAAGUCUAUGAAGCCACAAAAUCUAUAACUUACUUGUAGAUUUUAAGGCAUAAAGCUUAAUAUUCCAGGCAAAGGGAUCUCGAGGUAAUGUUUUGGCAAACGCCAAAAAUAAUAAAAGUAUCCUAUAUUGCUGCCACUGGUGCCGCUCUGGUGGCAAAAAUCCUGGUUUUUUGUGCUGUUUGUGCAUUCAUAAAUUUUAUAACAUUGCUCAUACAGAAAUAAUACUUGGGAAUCGCUAAUAAAGGGGUAAAAGCGUUAAAAUAGCGCUCAAUUUAAGUAUAAUCCAGUCUAGCCGCAGACGGCUUCUCAUUGAGUUUAAAUAAGAGACAGUUUAGCAAUUUUGCCUCUUUAUAGUUUCAAUGGACUUCAGCAAACAAACAAAUUGUUGCUCUAAUAUGUUUUUAUUUUGACUAAUUGAAAAAUUGAAUAAUCUUUGAUUGCAAAGAGACUUUUGCCCGAUUUCACCAUCAAUCCCUAAUUUUUAAGGGAUCCCUAUGGUAACAAAUAACAGGUACUUUGUUUUCAUAGGGGUUACCUAAAAAUUAGGGAUUGAUGGUGAAAACGGGCAUUUAUGACCUAACCGUAUUAGCUACGGUAUAAGCACCUUUUUUGAUUGACUACGUGCAGUAUCGACUGCAUUUAUACUGUCUAAUAUGACGUGGGGAUGAGAAAGUGAAGCGUCAUGUUCGGUUUUGUUUUAUUUUCUAAAAUUUAUGUAUUUAAUGAAAAGAAAAAAAUAAAUGGCCUUGGGGGAGGCCUUUGUCCAGCAGUGGACGUCAUUUGGCUGAAAAGAAGAAGAAAUAAAUGGAAAUGCGAACAAAACAGAAUAGGACAACAUCACUUUAAAAAAAAAAUAUGCUAGACAAGGCAGGUAUUUGACCACAAUCGCACCUGGUGUUAAGUGAGAUGCAGUCUAGGAUGGUACAUAUCUGCCCUGUAAGUGCCUAUUCACUCUCGCCUUGAAAACUUGAAAUUCUUUACAUAAUAGACUUCAGCAAACAAACAAAGUGUUGCUCUUAUAUGAUUUUUUUGACGAAUUUAAAAAUUUACUAAUCUUUGAUUGCAAAGAGACUAUGACCUAACCGUAAUAUCUACGGUAUAAAGACCUUUUUUGAUUGACUUAAGUGCAGUAUUUACUGCAUUUAUACUGUAUAAUAUGAUGUGAGGAUGAGAAAGUGAAGCGUCAUGUUCGGUUUUGUUUUAUUUUCUAAAAUUUAUGUAUUUAAUGAAAAGAAAUAAAUAAAUGGCCUUGGGGGAGGCCUUUGUCCAGCAGUGGACGUCAUUUGGCUAAAAAGGAGAAGAAAUAAAUGGAAAUGCGAACAAAACAGAACAGGACAACAUCACUUUUAAAAAAAAAUAUGCUAGACAAGGCAGGUAUUUGACCGCAAUCGCACCUGGUGUUAAGUGAGAUGCAGUCUAGGAUGGUACAUAUCUGCCCUGUAAAUGCCUGUUCACUCUCGCCGUGAAAACUUGAAAUUCUUUACAUAAUAGACUUCAGCAAACAAACAAAGUGUUGCUAUGAUAUGAAUUUUUUUGAGUAAUUGAAAAAUUGACUAAUCUUUGGUUGCAAAGGGACUUUAUGACCGUACCGUGAUAUACGGUAUAAGGACCUUUUUUUAUUAUUUGCAGACUACGUGCAGUAUCGACUGCAUUUAUACUGUCUAAUAUGACGUGGGGAUGAGAAAAUGAAGCGUCAUGUUCGGUUUUGUUUUAUUUUCUAAAAUUUAUGUAUUUAAUGGCAGGUAAUUAACUUAUGUGUGAACAUGUAUUAGUGCAGGCAAAUAAAACAAAACUAAAUGAAAAGAAAUAAAUAAAUGAAAAUGCGAACAGAACAGGACAACAUCACUUGAAAUCUUGCCCAAAAGAUUGCUCUUGGUUUUAAUAGACUUCAGUAAACAAAAAAAUUGUUGCUCUUAUAUGUUUUUGACUUAUUGAAAAAUUUACUAAUUUUCGAUUGCAAAAGAGACUAUGACCUAACCGUAAUAUCUACGGUGUAUGGACCUAUUUUGAUUGACUACGUGCAGUAUCGACUGCAUUUAUACUGUCUAAUAUGACGCGGGGAUGAGAAAGUGAAGAGUCAUGUUCGGUUUUGUUUUAUUUUCUAAAAUUCGUGUAUUUAAUGGCAGGUAAUUAACUUAUGUGUGAUCAUGUAUUAGUGGAGGCAAAUAAAACAAAACUAAAUGAAAAUAAAUAAAUAAAUGGCCUUGGGGGAGGCCUUUUUCCAGCAGUGGACGUCAUUUGGCUGAAAAGAAGAAGAAAUAAAUGGAAAUGCGAACAAAACAGAACAGGACAACAUCACUUUUAAAAAAAAUGUAUGCUAGACAAGGCAGGUAUUUGAGCGCAAUCGCACCUGGUGUUAAGUGAGAUGCAGUCUAGGAUGGUACAUAUCUGCCCUGUAAGUGCCUAUUCACUCUCGCCUUGAAAACUUGAAAUUCUUUACAUAAUAGACUUCGUCAAACAAACAAAGUGUUGCUAUGAUAUGAUAUUUUUUGAGUAAUUGAAAAAUUGACUAAUCUUUGAUUGCAAAGAGACUAUGACCUAACCGUAAUAUCUACGGUAUAUAGACCUUUUUUGAUUGACUUAAGUGCAGUAUUUACUGCAUUUAUACUGUCUAAUAUGAUGUGAUUAUGAGAAAGUGAAGCGUCAUGUUCGGUUUUGUUUUAUUUUCUAAAAUUUAUGUAUUUAAUGAAAAGAAAUAAAUAAAUGGCCUUGGGGGAGGCCUUUGUCCAGAAGUGGACGUCAUUUGGCUGAAAAGAAGAAGAAAUAAAUGGAAAUGCGAACAAAACAGAACAGGACAACAUCACUUUAAAAAAAAAAUGCUAGACAAGGCAGGUAUUUGAGCGCAAUCGCACCUGGUGUUAAGUGAGAUGCAGUCUAGGAUGGUACAUAUCUGCCCUGUAAGUGCCUAUUCACUCUCGCCUUGAAAACUUGAAAUUCUUUACAUAAUAGACUUCGUCAAACAAACAAAGUGUUGCUAUGAUAUGAUAUUUUUUGAGUAAUUGAAAAAUUGACUAAUCUUUGAUUGCAAAGAGACUAUGACCUAACCGUAAUAUCUACGGUAUAUAGACCUUUUUUGAUUGACUUAAGUGCAGUAUUUACUGCAUUUAUACUGUCUAAUAUGAUGUGAUUAUGAGAAAGUGAAGCGUCAUGUUCGGUUUUGUUUUAUUUUCUAAAAUUUAUGUAUUUAAUGAAAAGAAAUAAAUAAAUGGCCUUGGGGGAGGCCUUUGUCCAGAAGUGGACGUCAUUUGGCUGAAAAGAAGAAGAAAUAAAUGGAAAUGCGAACAAAACAGAACAGGACAACAUCACUUUAAAAAAAAAUGCUAGACAAGGCAGGUAUUUGAGCGCAAUCGCACCUGGUGUUAAGUGAGAUGCAGUCUAGGAUGGUACAUAUCUGCCCUGUAAGUGCCUAUUUACUCUCGCCUUGAAAACUUGAAAUUCUUUACACAAUAGACUUCAGCAAACAAACAAAGUGUUGCUAUGAUAUGUCAUUUUUUGACUAAUUGAAUAAUUGACUAAUCUUUGGUUGCAAAAUGAUUUUAUGACCGUACCGUGAUAUCUACGGUAUAAGGACCUUUUUUGAUUGACUUAGGUGCAGUAUCAACUGCAUUUAUACUGUCUAAUAUGACGUGGGGAUGAGAAAGUGAAGCGUCAUGUUCGGUUUUGUUUUAUUUUCUAAAAUUUAUGUAUUUAAUGGCAGGUAAUUAACUUCUGUGUGAUUAUGUAUUAGUGCAGGCAAAUAAAACAAAACAAUAAAAAAAAAAAAAAAAAUGAAAAUGCGAACAAAACAGAACAGGACAACAUCACUCGAAAUUCUCUCAAGAAGUCCGACAGUAAAGAUAUGAUUAUCUAUCAUUAUUAACAGCACUCUUUGUAUCUUUAUCUUUUUUGCUAUAUGUGCAAAGCGCAGGAAGCCAUAAUUGAAGAAAAAAAACCAAGACUUGCAGAAAUGGUUGAAAACGGCCAUGGCGUGGCUUUAGUCUUAAAAAACUUAGGUAUUUAAUUAAUAAUUAAGAGUCAUUGACUGUUUUAGGUAGGUGUUAUAAUUAAUCAACUUUUAUCAGUGAAAAUUCCAAAAUUAACAAAACAAACAAGUGAAUAUUGAAAUUUUGGAAAAAAUCGUGAUUUUUUGUGACUAUAUCAAGUAUGGGAGAAAGUAUAAGACUAAUGGUUACUUUCGAUCAACUAUACACUCUUAUGAUUGCAUUUUUAAUGAUCAAAUUUUAUUAUGACGCAUUUUAUAAUAUGAAAUGUUUAAAUGACGGUAAUACGACUAUUGGAUCUAUAAUAGUUAUGUAUCAUUCCUAUUUUGCAUUAUUAUAAUUAAUGAAAUAGUGACUAGUGUAAGUAGUUGAUGAGUGAAUCUGUAAAACAUUCGUUUUCGAAUGAGGAAAAAGGACAAAGAAUCUCAUUAAAGAUUUGUUGAAA
Messenger RNA from Ostrinia nubilalis (European corn borer), 5606 nucleotides. RefSeq names its product sarcoplasmic calcium-binding protein (gene CBP). The coding region runs from base 109 to 948 and encodes 279 amino acids. Gene Ontology annotation, molecular function: calcium ion binding. Gene Ontology annotation, cellular component: uniplex complex. Gene Ontology annotation, biological process: mitochondrial calcium ion homeostasis; calcium import into the mitochondrion. The transcript has 6 exons. The record is from RefSeq and is a predicted model, not a curated record. Lineage: Eukaryota; Metazoa; Arthropoda; Insecta; Lepidoptera; Crambidae.